AUGACUAGCGCAGGAGUUGCUGGGAUGAUGUUUCAGUGUGCAUUUGAAGGAAGCCUGUCAAUGCAGGACACCGAAAUUGAGCGAAGGCCAUACCAUAAGAACUGCACUUGUGCUCUGCACAAGUUUAAGGGGGGUACUUGCUCCAACGCUUGUCAAAGGAACAUUUCCUUCCCAAAGAAACAUUCAUGGAGUGAUGGUUCCUUGUGCAUGCAGGCAUCAUCAACUUCCAAAUUCUCCUCUCUUGUCGGCAACAUGUCCAUGUCCACUUCCACAUCUACAGGAAACAGAGAAAGUGCGAAUGGGGAAUUCAUAAUUCGGCCUUGUCACAUAGACGGUAGAUAUGGAGACACCUUUCAAAGUUUCAGAUAA
This is a messenger RNA of Prunus armeniaca (apricot), 369 nucleotides long. Lineage: Eukaryota; Viridiplantae; Streptophyta; Magnoliopsida; Rosales; Rosaceae. The record is from the annotation of a GenBank genome assembly.